This is a messenger RNA of Paralichthys olivaceus (Japanese flounder), 3389 nucleotides long. It is a transcript of the gene lrp3, whose product is annotated as low density lipoprotein receptor-related protein 3. NCBI's taxonomy places the organism in Eukaryota, Metazoa, Chordata, Actinopteri, Pleuronectiformes, Paralichthyidae. The record is from RefSeq and is a predicted model, not a curated record. Gene Ontology annotation, cellular component: plasma membrane. Gene Ontology annotation, molecular function: protein binding.
CUUGGCUGCUCCUCCAAAGGACACAAUGGGCUUUUCUCAGUGAGCACCCGUCGGUGUGUGUGAGAUGAAGACAGAUGUUGUGCUGGAGGACCCAGAUGUGGAGCAAACCGCUGGACCCGUGCUCCGGAUAACAGUGGCCGCCCCCGCAGGACCAUGGGAGUGAGGGAGCUGCUGCUCGGGCUGAUGUGGUUCCGCUCCGCUCUGCUCUGUGCAGCAGGCUGCAGUGAGCAGGUGGAGGUCCACACGGAGCGGAGGGGUGUGAUCUACAGCCCCUCGUGGCCUUUAAACUACCCCGCUGGAGUCAACUGCAGCUGGCAUAUCCAGGGAGGUCAGGGAGAGGUCAUCACCAUCAGUUUCCGUAACUUUGACUUGGCGGAGUCUGGAAGUUGUUCUCGAGACUGGCUCAUGUUGACUCCUAUGUGGAAUGGGGAAUCCAGGCUAUGUGGCUCCAUGCUACCUCCACCUGUCAUUUCCACCAGGGGGCGUGUGUGGCUCUACUUCCACUCUCAGGCCAACAGCUCUGGGCAAGCUCAGGGCUUCCGUCUCUCCUACAUCCGAGGUCACCUGGGUCAGAGCAGCUGUCAGCCAGAUGAAUUCCUCUGCGGGAACGGGAAGUGUCUUCCUCGCUCCUGGAAGUGCAACGGUCAGGAUGAAUGCGGCGAUGCCACCGAUGAACGCAGCUGCUCCCCUCCCCCCACUGAAGCCCAGCCUGGCCUCUGCCCCUUUGGCUCCCUACCGUGCACCGAGGUCCAGUCCACCCGGUGCCUGCCUGCCACCCUGCGCUGCAAUGGAGCCCGGGACUGCCCUGACGGAACUGAUGAAGUGGGUUGCCCCGACACCACCUGCGGCAAACGUCUGGGGAACUUCUAUGGCUCCUUUGCCUCUCCAGAUUUUUUCCGGCCUAAUCGCAGCGCUGCGACACAGCUGAGAUGCUCCUGGCUGCUGGACACCCAGGACCCCAAACCCAUCGUGCUGCAGCUGGACCUGCAGCUCGGGCCCAGAGAUUCACUGCAUGUCUACGACGGCCUGCUGCAGCAGGCGGAGCAUCUUUUACAGGUGUUGUCGUACCAUAACAACAGGCGCCUGGCGCUGCUGGAGUCGAGCCGGGGUCAGAUGAGUGUGCUGUACAUGGCCCAGCCUCACAGCCCUGGACACGGCUUCAACGCCACUUACCAGGUCAAAGGUUACUGUUUUCCUGGUGAGCAUCCCUGCGGCAGCGAUCAGGGCUGCUACUCUGAACGCCAGCGCUGCGAUGGCUACUGGCACUGCCCGUCAGGCCGCGACGAGGAGGCCUGCCCAACGUGCCCAGAUGGGGAGUUUCCCUGUGAGGGCGGCACCGGAGUGUGCUACCCAGCCUCGGAGCGUUGCAACAACCAGAAGAGGUGUCCGGAUGGGUCGGAUGAGAAGAACUGCUACGACUGCCAGCCCGGAAACUUCCACUGUGGGACUAACCUUUGUAUCUUUGAGACGUGGCGGUGUGACGGCCAGGAGGACUGCUUAGACGGGAGCGACGAGAGGGACUGCCUGGCUGCAGUACCCAGGAAAGUCAUCACUGCCGCUCUGAUCGGGAGCCUUGUGUGUAGCCUGCUGCUGGUCAUUGCCCUCGGCUGUGCCCUCAAACUCCACUCACUCAGGAGCAGAGAGUACAGAGCUUUUGAGACUCAGAUGACUCGCAUGGAGGCCGAGUUUGUUCAGAGAGAAGCCCCUCCCUCUUAUGGUCAGCUGAUUGCCCAGGGUCUCAUCCCUCCUGUGGAGGACUUCCCAGUAUAUAACCCCACCCAGGCCUCCAUGUUACAGAACCUACGUUUGGCGAUGCGCAGACAGAUCAGACGUCAUUCAUCACGGCGCUCCACCUCCUCCUCUGCCUCCUCUCAACGACGAUUCACACAUCUGUGGAGUCGCCUGUUUCACAGUGGAGGGAGAUCCCGAGGCCAAGCCCUACUGCUAGAUCCCCCUGGACCCACACAGAUCAUACUGGGACUCCACAGCUACAGAACUGUGGUGGAGCAGGGGCCUCAGGCCAGGGACCAGCUCGGGGAUGAGGUUGAUAUGGUGGGUAUGUCAGGCUCCACCUGCUCAGCGUCCAUGGACCUGCAUCCCUACUCACCAGAGAGCCCUGCCUCACCUCUCUCCUCUCAGUCAGCCGACAGUCCAGAGGACGAGGAGCCCUCACCUGUCAGCACGGAAGGAGCCUUGACUCCACAGUGGGAGCCUCAGAGUGACUCUUCACCCGCCAGCAGACAUCAUCCCUCGCCACAGGAAGCCUCUGUGCCCCUGUGCCACCCCAGGGCUUCUAGGAAACUUGUUCUGGAGCUCGCAGUUAAUCUUAAAGGAGUUUCCUUGAGACGUUACUCCCCUUUAGGGCCCUUGUCCCCCAUCUCACCCCCUGUGUUUCCCAGCAGCUCCCAGACACCAACAUCCCAAUCUCAUCCACUGGGUACAGAUGCGACUUCACCCACUGGGCCCUUGUCCUCUUCCGUGAAACCAGAGGACAGUGACAGCCACUUUACAGUGGAAGUGUCGAUCGGGGACAAACGAAGCAAGGACGAGAGGAGGGAGUGCAAGAGCAGCCUCUGCAGUUUUGGCAGGACCCUUAGUGAUGAGGGAGGAGACUCAGGGAGGAAGACAACGCCAUCUUGAAAGUUUAGUUUACUCUCCACCUGGUGUUGAUAAUAUCUGUUCUGCUAAAGUGUCCUUCAAAUGUUUCCCCGCCAGAUCCAGAGGUCAGACUCAUACCUUAGCCUGACACAUGGUGGCAGUAUAGCAUCACACCCAAUGAAAAUUAACCAACUCAUAUCCAUUAUACCCUUAAAAUGCUUCAAAAUGGACAUAGCAAAAAAUAAUUACCCACAUGCAGCCUCUCCUAAGAUUUAAGAAACGCUUACAGUCUGUGCUGUUGAUGUCAUUGGGCAGGCAACUGCAUUCAGACCUCCCUGUUUAACCCAACUUACUGUUAUUGAAAAUUACACUUAGAUUUGGACACCAGUACCAAUACAAUAUUGAUUACAUGUUCAUCAAAGCAGCCUUUGUGUUGUUUCCCAGAGCCAUUUUACGCCGCUAUAUACUGUGAACUAAAAAGGCUAUUGAGCGAUUGCCUCUACCCUGUCUUAUAUUCAAUUUAUUAUGAGGUGGUGUUAUAAUUAUCAUUAUUUGACAUUUCACAUUGAAGGAUGAAGCUGGCAUUAUUUUACAUUUUUGAUAUUGUCAACAAACUGUGUGAAAAUGCCCAAACUAAUGAUGCAUUUGUCCGUCUGUCAAUACUUUUUCAAUUCCCCUGCCUGUGAGUGUACUUUAAUGUGUACAUUUUUUAAUGAGGCUGAAUAACUUUCUAGAAUACCAUGCUGGUAAAGUUUUGGUGUACCAUAACCCAAACAGGAGUAAAUAGUGAA